AUAAAAGGAAGAAGAAGGAGAUGACGUACGCCGGAAAUUUCGUGUAAAUAGCCACAACAAACAUGGCGGACGAUCAGUCAGAGGCCGAUCAGCUGAUGGAGGGACACACACCUGUGUCUGAAAACCCUCAUGCAGAGUACGGCCUGACAGACAACAUCCAGAGGACGGUGGAGAAUGAGAAGGCCAGUGCAGAGAAGAUGUUGAAGCAGAAGGUGGACCUGCAGGCGCUGCCCACCAGAGCCUACCUGGACCAGACGGUGGUUCCCAUCCUGCUGCAGGGGCUGUCAGUGCUGGCCAAGGAGAGGCCGCCGAACCCCAUCGAGUAUCUAGCAGCGUUCCUGCUGAAGAACAAAUCCCAGUUUGAGGAGAGGAAUUAAAGAAACCUUUCCUCCAGCAGAAGCUUGUUAACCGACCGCUAGAUUCUUUUUAGAAUUCUCAAUAAAGCAGCUGAAGUGA
Messenger RNA from Amphiprion ocellaris (clown anemonefish), 456 nucleotides. It is a transcript of the gene dpy30, whose product is annotated as dpy-30 histone methyltransferase complex regulatory subunit. Gene Ontology annotation, cellular component: Set1C/COMPASS complex. The transcript has 5 exons. Bases 63 to 377 code for a protein of 104 amino acids. The record is from RefSeq and is a predicted model, not a curated record. NCBI's taxonomy places the organism in Eukaryota, Metazoa, Chordata, Actinopteri, Pomacentridae.